Condylostylus longicornis is the source of this 978-nucleotide messenger RNA. RefSeq names its product serine protease SP24D-like. Gene Ontology annotation, biological process: proteolysis. The transcript has 2 exons. The record is from RefSeq and is a predicted model, not a curated record. Lineage: Eukaryota; Metazoa; Arthropoda; Insecta; Diptera; Dolichopodidae. Gene Ontology annotation, molecular function: serine-type endopeptidase activity. Bases 53 to 802 code for a protein of 249 amino acids.
AAGUUGAAAAUCAUAAUUCGUUUCAGGAAUUGAAAACUAAAAGUUCUCAAAAAUGAUGAAAUUUAUCUGCACUUUGGCAAUUAUUCUCGUUAGCAUUGCAUAUGCAAGCGCUAGUAAAGGUAGAAUUGUUGGUGGCUCUCAUGCACCUGAAUCAGCCUUCCCAUACCAAAUUUCAUUGCAAAGAAACGGAUAUCAUACUUGUGGUGGAUCAAUUUUAAAUGCUAAAUGGAUUCUUACUGCUGCUCAUUGUGUUACAGAUGCUGAAGGUAGACCACCAAAUCCAGCUCAUGAAUUCAAUGUACAAGCUGGUAGCACUGUUUUAAGACGUGGUGGUGUAAAUCGUAGAGUUAAAAGAAUUAUAGUUCAUCAACAAUAUGGAAAUUUCCUUAAUGAUUUAGCUUUACUUGAAUUAACUGAACCAUUGCCAUUAGGUAAUGGUAUUAAACCAAUUCAAUUGGAAACUGCUGAUACAGCACCAAAUGUUCCAGUUGUUAUUUCUGGAUGGGGAAAAGAAGGCAAUAACAAAGAUAUUUCACAAACUUUAAAAUACAAUUGGGUCAGAUCAAUUAGUCAAGCUGAAUGUGGACGUUUAGCAGGAUUAAAUCGACCAGAAGUUAUCUGUUUUGUUAGUCCAGUACAAAAUGGUGCAUGUAUGGGUGAUUCCGGUGGUCCAGCUGUUCACAAUGGUAAAUUAGUUGGUGUUGCAAGUUUCGUUUUGGAAGGUUGUGGUUCACAAAAUCCAGAUGCUUAUGUUAAAGUAUCACAUUUCAUCAAUUGGAUUAGAGCUUAUUCUUCACAAUAAUUUUGUAAAGUUUUUUAAUUUCUUAUUUUUAAAUUUGAAUUUAAAAACAAAAAUUUGAGUUUUUCAUUUUAGGUUCUCUAUCCUUUUUUUUGAGAACCUUUUAAUAUCACAAAAUUAUGUCGAAAUUCUUGUAAAAUAUUCCAAUAAAGAAAAAAAUUGUUAAAAAAUAACUAAAA